CAGUGAACGAAAGGAUACACUUCGCUCUCAUCACACCAACUACCCCUUCGCUAUCGUAGGAUUUCUUUAACUGAAUAAGAACUCCGGUGGCAGAUACUGGCUGGACCUGGGCCCGAAUGACAGACUGACAGCCCGUGCUGCUACUGCGGACCUACACCCAGACCUGGAGGAGUGAGCCAAUGACGAAACUUCUGACUAAAGUCUACUGACCACUUCACACUAACACCCAGAGGGAUUAGAACAUCUAGCUGAGUGAAGCUGUAUUUGGAGCUAUUGGCCUGGCCAUGUUGAGAGGAAGAACUGUACUUCUCCUGCUGGUCCUCUGGGCAUACCUGUGUUCCCAUGGGGACGGACUGCGAGCCCUGAGGAGGACUACAGGGGGGAGGCGGGGUGGCGCAGGGGUGGGGUUGACGCUGAUGGGACAGGACGCUAAUGGAGUGCCUCUGAGACGCUCCAAACGAGGAUGGAUGUGGAACCAGUUCUUCCUACUGGAGGAGUACACAGGGAUGGAUCACCAGUAUGUUGGCAAGCUCCACUCAGACGGGGACCGGGGUGACGGUAGCAUACGAUACGUCCUGACCGGUGAUGGAGCCGGUAGUCUGUUCAUCAUCGAUGAGAACUCUGGGGAUAUCCAUGCCACUAAGAGAUUGGACCGGGAGGAGAAGGCCUACUACACGCUCCGGGCCAAGGCCGUCAACAGAAUCACUAACACCUCUCUAGAGGGAGAGUCAGAGUUUAUCAUCAAGAUUCAUGACAUUAACGACAAUGAGCCCAAGUUUACCAAGGACCCUUACUUCACAGAGGUACCUGAGAUGUCCCCACUGGGCACGGUGGUGAUGCAGGUGACCGCUACAGACGCUGAUGACCCUACAUAUGGUAACAGUGCCAGGGUGGUCUACAGCAUCCUGCAAGGACAGCCAUACUUCUCUGUAGAGCCCAACACAGGUGUGAUCAAGACAGCCCUGCCUAACAUGGACAGGGAGACCAAGGAGAACUAUGUGGUUGUGAUCCAGGCUAAAGACAUGGCUGGACAGAUGGGUGGGUUAUCAGGGACCACCACAGUCAGCAUUACCCUCUCUGAUGUCAAUGACAACCCACCACGCUUCCCAAAGAGUCUGUAUGAGUUCAAAGCUCCCGAGUCGACAGAACCGGGCUCGACAGUGGCCGUGCUGCGUGCUACGGACGCUGACAUCGGCAGGAACGCUGAAAUGAACUACCGAAUCACCAGCAGCGACGGCCCGUCCAUGUUCGACAUCUCAACCAAUAGGAGCACACAGGAUGGUGUCAUCACCCUCAGGAAGUCUCUGGACUUUGAGAGGAAGCGGUCCUACACUCUAAGGAUCCAGGUGGAGAACUCCAACCCUGACCCUCGGUUCCUGCGCUAUGCGGCGACCACGGACGGGGCGACGGUCAAACUGAUCGUGGAGGAUGUGGACGAGCCGCCCGUGUUCGACCGGGUCGGCUAUGUCAUGGAGGUCAAAGAAGACGUGGCAGUAGGCACAAUCAUCGGAUCAGUCAGCGCCACAGAUCCAGACAGCAGCCGCAGUCCCGUCAGGUACUCUAUUGACCGCCGUACAGACAUGGACAGGGUGCUCAACGUGCACCCAGGUAACGGCUCAGUGUUCAUGCUGAGGACUCUGGACAGAGAGGACAUCGCCUGGCACAAUGUCUCUGUUAUUGCCACUGAGUUCAACAACCCACGGCUGAUGAGUCGUGUACCAGUCUAUGUUAGAGUACUGGACGUUAAUGACAACGCUCCUACGUUCGCCACUUACUACGAGACAUUUGUCUGUGAAAACGCCAAGGCUAACCAGAGGAUUCAAACAGUAAGUGCUGCGGACAUUGACGAGCCUAUUGGUGGACACAGGUUCUUCUUUAGUCUAGCGCACGACGCUUCUGUGAAAGCCAACUUCACCGUCAGAGACAAUAAAGACAACACGGCAGGUAUCCUAACCAGACGAAACAGCUACAGCCGGCUACAGAGGAGUAACUAUCUGGUUCCCGUGGUGAUCUCGGACAGCGACUUCCCCAUGCAGAGCAGCACCAACACCCUGACGGUGCACGUUUGCACCUGCGACCGCGAGGGGAACAUGCAGCUGUGUAACCAGGAAGCUCUGGUCCUCACCGCAGGCCUCAGCACUGGAGCCCUCGUGGCCAUCAUCUUCUGUGUCCUCAUACUGCUCAUGAUUGUGGUGCUGUUCGCUGCCCUGAGGAGGCAGCAGAGGAAGAAGGAGCCUCUGAUCAUCUCCAAAGAGGAUGUGAGAGACAACGUUGUCAGCUACAACGAUGAAGGGGGCGGAGAGGAGGACACCCAGGCCUUUGAUAUUGGCACGCUGCGCAACCCAGAGGCCACAGAGGAGAGCAAACAGCGCAGGGACAUUAAGCCCGAGACCCUGCACCCUCCCAUCCGUCGGACUGUGAUCCUUCCCCCAGCCCACAGGGACAACGCGGACGUCAGGAACUUCAUAAACCAAAGGCUUCAGGAAAAUGACCAGGACCCCACCGCACCGCCCUACGACUCCCUGGCCACCUACGCCUACGAAGGGAGCGGCUCGGUUGCUGAGUCCCUUAGCUCCCUGGGCUCCAUGACCAUAGAGGGAGACCAGGACUAUAACUACCUGAGCGAGUGGGGACCCAGGUUUAAGAAACUGGCUGACUUGUACGGGGGAGAGGACAGUGACAGCUGCAGGGAUUCCUAAUGAGAGAGAAGGAGCUCGUAAGAGGGGAGCUAAAGGAAAACAUACAACAAACAAACAAACAAACACUCGCACACUAGCUGAAGUGAAGUUAACUCCUGGUACUUUGUGAAAGUGGCAAACAAUAGAACAAAACAAAAGAGGACACAAACCGACACGAGGCAGUGUUUUUUUUAUCGUCGUUGAUCACCGUUGAUGUUUGACCUCUCUGGAGGACGAGGAGGAAGAAGAUAAGCUAUCCUGUCAGUAUUUAGUGGUCUUUCUCUUUCUCUGCUAGGCAGCAGGGGACUCCUGAGGAAAAGAGUUGUUGUACUUUACUCUGUACACCAGGCCCACAUACACAGUAUCUCUAUAUACAAACAAACUUCUACUCUUUUCUUUUUCAUAAGCUUCCUGCAAAGGAGGGAGUAACAGCAAGCGGUUUUGUGGUGGACUUGAUAGACAGACAACGCCUAUUCAUUUUUCAGUGUUUCUGGGACAAAAAAAAAGCUGCAUUUUGUGAGUUCUAUCGUAGCUUGUGUGUGCGUAUCUGUAAAUCGAUACAAUACAUUGUACAGUUAUGUUUUGUUUUCAGGCUUCUAGCUUCCCAUCCACCCUCUUAUAGCAAUGACUCUGUACGUCACAAUGCUCUUUUGAGAUCACACAAGCCUUGCUGAGAGGCUGACUGUUGUAUCUCUAUGCGUACACUCAAACUGUCCGCCAGUCACCCACUAUAGCAUAAUUGACUUGAAUGGGGACAACCGCUCUACUCAUUGUAUUUCUAUGGGUUGGACGUCAGAAAACACACCUUUCGGCCUGUCAAUACCUGAUCCACAUCUUCUUAUAGUUUUGCAUAUAUUCUGUCUCACAAAUGGCAUACUAUUUCAUAGUGCAUUACAUUUGUACUAAGGUACAUAAGUCUCUGCUCAACAGUAGUGCACUAUCUAGGGAAUAGGGUGCCAUUUGUGACAAACACAUACAGUCAUGACCGAAAUUAUUAGCACCCUUGAUGAAGAUGAGAAAAAAGACUGAGCUGUAUGCUAAUAUAUGCUAAUUUUUAUUAUUAUACUAAUACAAUUGCUCAGAGAAAGAGAUUUUGUUUAACAAGUAAUACAUUGUUUUUUUCCCAAAAAUAGUGGUCAAAAUUAUUGCUCAGUACUCUGGUACCCGCCACUUGUGAGGAUAACAGCACUUAGCCUUUUGCUAAAAUGUUUUAUGAGAUUGUAGCACACAUUGGGAGGGAUCUUAGACCAUUCCUCGGUACCGAAUCUUUACAUACAGAUUUGUUUUUAAUUAUUGUUAUAAAAAAUAGUUCUAUGAGCAAUUGUAUUCGUUUAAAAUAAUAUAAUUGUCAAAUGAAUUUAUCGUACAAUAUAGCUCAGUAUUUUUUACUCAUUGUAACGGUUUUCUUGAGUUGAUGGAGAGGCGGACCAAUACGCAGCGUGGUUACUAUUCAUGGUUCUUUAAUAAAGCAACUACACAUAAACAAACUAACAAAACAAGAAACGUGAAAAACUAAAACAGCCCUAUCUGGUGCAAACACAGAGACAGGAACAAUCACCCACAAACGCACAGUGAAACCCAGGCUACCUAUGUAUGAUUCUCAAUCAGAGACAACUAAUGACACCUGCCUCUGAUUGAGAACCAUACUAGGCCGAAACAUAGAAAUACCCAAAUCAUAGAAAAACAAACAGACUGCCCACCCCAACUCACGCCCUGACCAUACUAAAUAAUGAUAAAACAAAGGAAAUGAAGGUCAGAACGUGACACUCAUAUUUAUCAAAUGAAGGUAAAAUUAAAAAAAAUCAAGGAUGCCAUUCAUUUUGAUCAUAAACUAUAUUCUGCGUGGGGGUACCUGAAACACCUGGACCAUGUAUCUGAAGAACUAAUGUCAAUAAUGCUUCACUUUUAAGGUACCCUCUUUAAAAAGUGUUACUGUAAUACCUGUCAUAACAUCCUUGUUGACCUGGCUGAAGAAGUAGGUGAGAAACUCUGGCGUUGACCUCGACUGAUUCAGGUCAUAUUUAUGUGGCAGACGUUUCCCGUGAGCAUGGGUGGUUCAGUAAUGUCCCCAGCAGCUGUUCACUAUCGUGUCCCUCAGGGGUCAAAUCUGGGCCACAUCCUUUUUUCACCAGUCCCCUUGGUGACAUCAUCCACAAUAAUAACAAUUCAGUGUCACUGCUAGGCGGAUGACAUAGCUUUAUUUAACAAAUCAGACCCAGUGACCAAGCUAGCAUAGCUACCCUUCACAAGUGUCUUGCUGACAUAAAAUGUCGGAUGACUGAACAUUUUCUCCAGCUCAAUGAUACAAAAAUCAGAGGAUGUUUUAUUUGGCCCCCCAUCCAGAUUGUAAAUAACCUUGGUCAUUAGUCCACCAAUGUAAAGCCUACGGCCAGUAACCUUGUCCUCUUUGACCUUGACCUCGAGCAUGUAAAAACGGUAGUCCAGUCCUGCUUGUAUCACCUAAGAAAUAUAGCUAAAGUCAAAGUCUUAUUUCAGUCACUGAUCUGGAGAAAGUUAUACGCGCUUUUUAUUCCUCAUGCCUAGAUUACUGUUACUCUUUUGUGUGCAUGUCUCAGUCAGAAAUCACUCUAUUUGUCUACAGUUAGUUCAAAGUGCUGCAGCUCUUCUUUAAAACAAGCACCAGGACAUGUUACCACAUCACACCUAUUUUAGCUUCUCUACAAAGGCUACCAGUCACUUUUGGAGUAUAUUUCUAAAUUGUAUUAAAUCACAUGUAAGGUUAGACUUGGUUUAGCCCCCAUUCCAUAUCGCAGAUCUUUCAUCUCCCUACGAGCCAAGAUGCAGCCUGAGAUCCUCUGGCAGGGGCACCGCUGACCAUUCCAAAGUCUCGGUUGAAAACGAAAGAAGAGCAGGUAUUUGCCAUUAGGGCCCCUGGACUUUGGAAUGGUCCGCCAGAGGAUACCAGGCCUGCCGAUUCAGUGCCUCUUUUAAAAUCCCUGCUGAAGACACACUUUUAUAAAGAUACAUUGAAAUCAUACAUUAAAAGGUCAUUUCAUUUUGCUAUCAUUUGUCAUUUUCCUUCCUGUCUCUGUCAAUACAUUUUAUUUGAUUGUUUUAUGAAGUGAGGCACUUUUAACUUGUGUUAAAACACACUAUACAAAUAAAGUAGUUACUAUUAUUAUGUAUUCCUAUUGGAAGACUGUCUAUAGACAUGAAAGCAUAGAGGGUUACAGUAGCAGUGUGUUGCUUAGUAUAAACGAAACAUGCAGUUCCCAUUAAACAUGAAUUCCUUACUUAGUGUCUUACUCUGUAUGCUCUUCUGUAUUUUAAAACAGUUUCCUUUUCUUUCAAAUUUAAGUCAUUGAUUGAUGGUUGACGAUAUAUUUGUGAAGUGCACACUGACAAAAAGGGCAUUCGCAGGCUUGACAUAUUGGGACGAUGUGGGGGAAAACGCUGCCUAUUAUUAAGGGAAAUAUGAUAUUUCAGUUGUGAGGAAGAGGGUUGACAUUGCCUUGGGAUUGUCCUUGACAUAAGAGGUAAAGGUCAAUACAAUAUUAGGAGCAUGAAAUGGUCUGACACUUACGUAUGAAAUGGUCAUGAAAUGGUCUGACACUUACGUAUGAAAUGGUCAUGAAAUGGUUUGCCGCCAUAAAAUGGUUUGACAUAUAUGUAGUAAGAAAAUAUAGCAAUUCAAAUGAAGCAAAGCACCCACAAAUUGUCCAAGGCCACAAAAGACAAAUUAAACAGCAGUAGCAUUGCAAUUUUGCCCCCAAGCAUUAUUUCUCUAUGAUUUAUGAACAAACAGCUUUGAUAUCGUUUAGCUGAUAAGAGGAAUGUAUGAGGGAGCACUCAGAGGGCAGCGGGACAUCAAGAGAAAAAAAGUACAGCGAUGCAUCCUAAAAGGCCCUUUAUUCCCGAUAGUCCACUAAUUUUGCCCAGGGCCCUGUUCAAAAGUAGUGUGCAAUAUAGGGAGUAGACUGCCAUUUGGGAUUUAGCCUAGCUAAAAACAAGCAGUGGCCACUCUCUACUAAAGGCCAACCUGAGGACAGAUUACAUUUAUCAGACAUUUCAAACGAAUAACACAACUGACGUAAUUGCCACGAUGACGAUUAUAUUUUUCUCUCUGUCUGCAGCAUUUACGAUUCACACAAAUCGGACUUGAUUCUUUAUUUUUCAAAAAUAUUUUCCAAGUGCCCAUGGAUGUAAAAAAUCGUAUAGUUUGAUGAAAAUGGUGUGGUAGCUUAGACAGUACUCUAAGACAAGAACACACUUGUUAAAAAUGUAUACUGCUAUAAUAUGCUCAAUAAUAUAAGAAGAAAACUGUGUAAAAAAAAAUGUUUUUAAAAGACCAUUGAGCACCCACUGUGGCAAAUGUGGCUUUGAUAAGCAGCAUUUCUUUAGGUUCCUAAAUCCUUCACACUGAAAAACAACUGUUAUUCUUCUUCUGCCCUGAGGGUUUGACAUCUAGUUUAUGUCAGAAGGAGAAAUGACAGCAGAAGACUGCAUUAUUGUUUUCCUUCUUUAAAGGGGCAAUCUGGGAUUGGUACCAUCCAUUGUCUCUCUUUAAUACAGGGUGUCAGCAGCAUAAUUUCACUAUAAAUACAUGUUUGUGCAUUAACACCAUGCUCAGCUAAGGACACAAGAGUCAGCUGCCAGAUAUGGCUCGCCUACAGUAAAUUCUGGUCCAGGGUGUUAGUGCGGCCUGCUAACACCGAUGCUUCCAUUCACACCCUGGACCAGAGCUAGCCUACAGUAUACAGUACUGAUGUCCUCCUCAACUGUAGACAGUUGGCUAGCCUUUAAGGUUGCCUCUAUAUUAUGUUGCUGACUAUGUUAUUGAGCAGUCUAUUGCUAUGUCCCAAUUCUCCACCCUUCUCCUAAAUGGUGCACUUACACACUACCCGUCAUGGAUUUACAAGAAUAGGAAUGUUAAAUCCAUGCGAGAAGGUAGCAUCCUGUCCAGAGGCUGUAAUUGUACACCAACCUGCCUCACGCAACAGAAAAAGAAGGGCUAGGCUCCUGCCCCAUGUGCCGUUUUGGCUCGGAUAAGGCUUACUUACUACUGCGAGAAAGUACGCAAGUGCACACUUCAGGGGACGGAUGGAGAAUUGGGAUGCAGACAUUUUUUUCUAUGUGGAUUAAUACUAUGAGUGGUUAUAGUAUGUGAAGUUGUUAAAAGAGGCCCGGUCAUGACACGAUGCCCAUCUGCUUUGUACAAGAUGAUUUUCUACUGCAUAUUUACAUGAUCCAGCAAUUAAAUUUCUUCAAAAUCA
Oncorhynchus masou masou (cherry salmon) is the source of this 7912-nucleotide messenger RNA. Its product is annotated as cadherin-6-like. The record is from RefSeq and is a predicted model, not a curated record. Bases 285 to 2699 code for a protein of 804 amino acids. NCBI's taxonomy places the organism in Eukaryota, Metazoa, Chordata, Actinopteri, Salmoniformes, Salmonidae. Gene Ontology annotation, biological process: calcium-dependent cell-cell adhesion; multicellular organism development; homophilic cell-cell adhesion. Gene Ontology annotation, molecular function: cadherin binding; calcium ion binding. Gene Ontology annotation, cellular component: adherens junction; plasma membrane; catenin complex. The transcript is spliced from 12 exons.